AUGGUCCUCAGCAUCACUCCCCUGCUUGCAGUGUUCUGCACUGUCGCUGGUGUGAAUGAACAAUGGAUGACAACAUUCUUCAGAGCCGCAUACGCAGGUACUCCUCCAGACGAAUGGAGUCUAUAUUUCGUGCAAUCGCCGAACCAAAUGCCUGAUAUUGAUGCGGAGCCAACACUCAAUGUACCUCCCUUUCAAAGUGGAUUUAUUGGCUCCAGUCCUUUAGCUCUGGCUGGAGCCCUGAGAGAUCAAUGCGGCGACGCGUGUGGCGCAACCCCUUACCAGUUCAUUGUAACUGAUCAAGAUACCAAAAACAACAAUGAUGUUCUUUUCGUCCGAAUCGAUCAAGCAGAAUCUGGAAUGGAUAAGCUUCAAAUGAAGCGCAUCAUUCCACAAUUAGCCAACAAGCUCGCAGUUGCGGUUGAUAUCGGUACUACGGGUUUUGAUCAGGUACAAGGUGGAAGUGAGUGA
Messenger RNA from Penicillium malachiteum, 468 nucleotides. RefSeq lists its product as uncharacterized. The record is from RefSeq and is a predicted model, not a curated record. Bases 1 to 468 code for a protein of 155 amino acids. The transcript has 2 exons. Lineage: Eukaryota; Fungi; Ascomycota; Eurotiomycetes; Eurotiales; Aspergillaceae.